Molecule: messenger RNA, 2222 nt
Organism: Annulohypoxylon maeteangense
Lineage: Eukaryota; Fungi; Ascomycota; Sordariomycetes; Xylariales; Hypoxylaceae
Exons: 3
Coding region: 203-1939 (578 amino acids)
Biological process (GO): tRNA 3'-terminal CCA addition
Molecular function (GO): RNA binding; ATP:3'-cytidine-cytidine-tRNA adenylyltransferase activity
Source: RefSeq, a predicted model, not a curated record
CAACUCUUCAAUUUUCUUAGGUCGAAACGCAAGACAUGCGGACUCAUGAAUUGUAAAGAAACGCGCAACAAAUUACCCUACCUUUCUAUGCUUGCGCCCGUACACGCUAGGAAUCAUACAUGAUCGAUGGAAUGACCUAAUGUCUGGUUCCGCCUUGGGUGCUCCCUGAAUCACAGUCCCCGGUUGACUCAUCCCCAACUCAAUGAGACCCCUGCUCCGCCUCCCUCUUCACUCUAUUACAAGCUUCUACACCAUACCUAGAAUUAGCCUUCGUUCUUUUUCACAUUCCCUCAUGGUAAAGAGAAAGUCGGAGGUGCUAGGCGACAGCUUCAAUAUUCAACCACCUUCUCGAAUAAGAAAGAUGGAAGCACAACCAAUAACCACCACUAUUGAGCUCACCUCCAAGGAGGCUCAGCUCAAAGACUUGCUUCUAGAUGUUGCGAAAUUCAUAAAUGGGUCAGGCAGUUUAGAAGAGCCGGUUGUAUUACGCUGGGCUGGUGGAUGGGUUCGGGACAAACUCCUCGGAAUCCCGUCACAUGAUAUCGAUACAGCCAUCAACGUGAUGACGGGUGAGGCGUUUGCAUUAAAACUAUGCGAGUUAUGUCAACAGCCCGCCACCAUUAAAAAGCAUGUUCUCGCAGAGUCUGAUGUUGGUAAUCUUCACAAGAUUGCCCGAAAUCCAGAAAAGUCCAAGCAUCUCGAGACCACGACCAUCAAACUUUUCGGAUAUGAUGUCGACUUCGUCAAUCUCCGCAAGGAGACUUAUACUGAAGAUAGUCGCAAUCCGCAGAUGGAGUUUGGCACUGCCGAAGAGGAUGCACUACGAAGAGAUGCGACUGUCAAUGCUCUUUUCUACAACCUCAACACUGGUAAAGUUGAGGACUUCACUACUGGACUGAAGGAUAUGAAGUCGCGGUUGAUCAGAACACCGUUAGAACCAUUCCAAACAUUUAUGGACGAUCCUCUCCGCGUGCUUCGAUUAGUCAGAUUCGCUAGUCGCCUAGAGUUUACUAUUGACCCUGCUGCCGAAGAGGUCAUGGGUGAUCGUCGCGUCCUAGACGCUCUCCGAUUGAAGAUUAGUCGCGAGAGAGUCGGCGUUGAAGUUGAGAAAAUGCUCAAAGGAAACCACCCUCGCAAGUCUUUAGAAUACUUUGAGAAACUUGGACUCUACCAUACAGUUUUUACGGACCCGACUCAUUCAAAUAUUCCAGUCCCUGAUAUCUCUAAUUGGAAGAUAGCAUACGAGCUUUUUGAUUCUCUUCGCCAAAAUAAAACCCCUGGAUCUAUCUAUGAUGCUCUCGUGCGAUCAGAUGAGGCUGACUACUACGCUUGGAUCCUAGUGGCCAUCUGCCCCUGGGAGAGUGUUGAAGAUCCUCCUCAUGUCAGUGGGAAAGGCAAACAGCCGCCCCCUUUCGUGACAUUGGCUGCGAGAGAAGGUAUCAAGGCCUCCAACAAGAUCAGCGACCUUGCAACCGCUGCACACAAUAACAGAGCGGAAAUAAUGUCCUUGAUGAUGGCAGUCUCAGAAAAUGCGCCCUUCAUCUCCGAGAGGGAUAGAUUCGGUAUGGCUAUUCGGAAUUGGGAGGCAAAAGCUGGUCACUGGAGAGUACAGGUCAUGUAUGCCCUUUUAAUUGAGGCCAUGGAAGUUCUGGCUCCAGACUCUGCGAAGUCAGUCAGUAAAGACGACUUUCUACACAAGUGGCAACUCUUCUUAGACCACCUUCAAGAACUCGAUGUCAUGGAAGCCCCAUCGUUGAAGCGACUUAUUGACGGUAACCAACUCGCUAAGGCCUUGGGUGUCAAGCCUGGUAAAUGGAUGGCGGAAGCACUGAAUGUUUGCAUCAAAUGGCAGUUGCGCCACCCCGAAGCGACCGACCCAGCGGGCGCCGUCGAAGAUGUCCGGAGCCAAAGAGCUGAAUUGGGAAUUCCGGGGAAAUAGCGGUCUGGUUUCGAUGAAUGAUACCCUUAGAUUUGAGGAGGUAGCACCAAGGUGAUGUAUCAAUAAAAUGAAUGAGACAUGAGAACCACAGAGAUUUUUAUGAAUUUCCGAAAACCGAUCGUUAACAUCGUGAGCAGUUCUCCCAUAUGGUUAUGAUCGACAUAUUAGAUACCUAAUGAAAGAAACCCUAAGCCGCCGUAGGCGAAAAAUUCAAUUCAUAUCAUGCGAAAAGGACCCUUAGCACCGAAUGAUGCAAAUGCAAAGGCAAAGUUGAAGGAUUAAA